Molecule: messenger RNA, 2205 nt
Organism: Pelmatolapia mariae (spotted tilapia)
Lineage: Eukaryota; Metazoa; Chordata; Actinopteri; Cichliformes; Cichlidae
Gene: il16
Product: interleukin 16
Exons: 8
Coding region: 268-2127 (619 amino acids)
Biological process (GO): leukocyte chemotaxis; induction of positive chemotaxis
Molecular function (GO): CD4 receptor binding; cytokine activity
Source: RefSeq, a predicted model, not a curated record
CUCGAAGACGAGCAAGGGUUUCGCUCAUGCAGACAUUGUGCUGUGCAGUGACAACAGUCGAGAUACAGGACGGAGACAAGGUAGUUCAUCAGCUGUUCACUGCUCACAGCCAAAGAGAAAAACUCUAAAGAGACAGACCUGUGUUGACCACCCUAUCCAAGAACAGCUUUGGGAUCCCUGGGUUCGCGAGAAAAGCUGCCCGAGAAUCACUACCCACACGUUACAGACAGUAGAGCUACUGUUAAUGUACACAGCCUUUCUGCUACAAUGAAUGACGAAGAGAAUGUCCUUGAGGUCAAUGACACAGUCACAAAUGUGACUUUACCUUCCACAAUGACUCCUGAAAAUAAAUCUGAAACUCCUUCAGAACUUAAAAAGGCGCCUCCAGUGGCACCCAAACCUGCCUGGUUUCGCCAGAGUCUGAGGAAAAUUAAGGAUGAUCAGGACCAGAAGACGCAAGCAAAACCAUCAGAGCAAACAUCUGCUGCAAGCUUCAGCAGAAACUUUGGUAUCAGAUCUGCAUCAUCUGCAACCAACCAAUCGAUCAAGCAAAGGAUUCACUCUUUUGAGACUUUUUCCAGUCCAGAAGCUCCAGAAAAGGGGAGCAACAGAAGACCAUUGGCUCCUUCAACAACCCUCUCUCCAGUGGAGAAGGGAUCCCGAGCCCCUUGCUCUUCCUAUUCUGCCUCAAAUGGAGAUAAUGUGAAGAACAAACCUGAAUUUUCCAGAGAGAUCCAGUCCAGAGAUCCAGCACCUAGUAAGGAGGAAGACAACAUACCUGCCUCUGUUGCGCCCUGUGCCAUUGCCUCAGCCAGCAAUGAAGCUUGUCAACAAACAACAGAAAAGUCCUCUGAAGAUGAAACUCAUUUUAAUCAGUCUACCACUGAUUCCAUGUAUUCUCAGACUAUCAACACUGAUGUAGAGUCAGGGAUAAAUGAUUAUCAGUCUGCUCCAGUGCAUGACAGCAGUGAAGCCUUACCCACCAAACUGGAGUCUGAGCUUGAAAGAGUAGAUUCUGAGUGUUCUGAAACAUCUAUGAGAUCCAAUCAAACUGAAGGUCAAAAUACCUCUGACUGGACAGAGGAGGAAGGAAAGCUGUCAAGGACUACUCGGAAUGCUGCUCCAACCACAGAGAGUAACACCGUGAGCAACCCAGAGAGUGAAAGCUUGGGGAAAAUAAUUACCUUCAGUAAUCAGGUGUCACAGGCAUUGAUGUGCUCUUUGACCAUCUCUGGAGGUAAUCCUUCCUCCACAAACCUGCAGGACACUUCUUCACUGGACUCCAUUAACCAGCAGGAGUCUGAUCUAGCCUUGGACACAGGCAGAGGAUUCUCUUUCAGCCUGUUCACUUUGAGGGAGUGCAUCACUGAUCGAGGGGAGGGUGGAGUUCACAACGAGACUGCUUCUGUUUCUGCUUCUGCGCACUCUGUCAUCUCAGCUAUCAAUUCACAGGAAAUGAUUCAGGAAGUUGAGGCUUUAGAUGAAGAAACAUUGAAGCAACUAGUGGACAUCCAUGUUGUGAUUCUUCAUAAAGACGAGGGAGCUGGGCUUGGCUUUACCAUUGCUGGAGGGUCUGACCUGGAGAACAAAGCUGUUACUGUCCACAAAGUGUUUCUCAGUGGCCUGGCAGCUCAGGAGGGCACAAUUCAGAAAGGCGAUGAGAUAUUGUCUAUAAAUGGACAAACGCUGUGGGGUGUCACGCACACUGAUGCCACCACUGCUCUGCGUCAGGCCCGGAAUCUGAAGCUGGCUGUUGUUGUCAUCUGCAAGAGAGUCGUGGAGGAGGGAAGAGAGGAAGGAAGCUGUAGGAGUGAAGAGCCAAAUCCUGCUGUGGAGGAAUGGGGUGCUCCAAUGAGUGUGGAGCUGGAGAAAUGUGCUGGUGGUGUUGGCUUUACUCUGGAGGGAGGAAAAGGCUCAAUCCAUGGAGACAGACCUUUAGUCAUCAACAGGAUCUUUACAGGGGGAGCGGCAGAGCAGAGAGGUCUGCAGAGUGGAGAUGAAGUGUUGCAGGUCCAGGGAAUAAGUCUGCAAGACAUGACUCGAUUUGAGGCAUGGAACAUGAUCAAGGCUUUGCCUGAAGGACCCAUCACAGUGGUCCUCAAGAGGAGGCUGGGGGGUGCAGAAUGACCGGCACAGCUUAUGGGUGCUGAUUGAAGUAAAAAACAAAAAAACAAAAACAAAUACCCCAGGACAAAAAAAACAAAA